CAUACUAAGGUGAAAAGUUUGUAUGGUAAUUAAAAUAAAAAUUUAUAAUAAUAGGAAUAAAUGUUAUAAUUGGCGAAUUAAACAUUCUAACAAUUUCAAAUCUAUAUCAAUCGGUUACCUUGUCGUGUCACCUUUAUGUACGUACAUUCAAAUUAUUGCAACUAUAGAUAUCCAAAAGGCACAAAGAACCACAAUGGAGCAAAUUGAAAUGAUGGAGACAAUUGACAAAAGAAAUGAGGAAGAGGCCAAGCACCUCCAAGCAUCACUUCAGAGCAUCCAAAAUUUGGCGGAUGCUAAGAACAAUAUAGCUAUUGUCACUUAUAACAAACGGUCAUAGAAUUAAUUUUCCGUUUCAUCAUCGGUUGUUAUUAAUUGCAUUUGCACUGAACUACCAAAAAUUUGAAUUUGAAUUGAAGUGCAUUGUUUUUUUUUUUAUUUAUUGAAGUAGCUGGAUUUAUUUCUAUUAAUGGAAGUAGUCGAGUUUUUGUUAUACGUAGUGAAGUAGUUGAAUUAUAUAUUUAUUUUAAAUUAUUGAACUUAAUUACAUUUAUUGAAAUUGUUGAGUUUACUUUGAUUAUAAAAUAAAAAUUUAUUUGCAACGAUGAAAAGAAAUUUUGUCAGCGGAUGCUUCUUCCAGAACAAGUGGUUUAUUUCCUUGUUUAUAUAUAUACUAGCGACCCGCUCCGGCUUCGCACGGUUGCAAUGCUGAUACUAAAUACACUACAGAAAAACUGUGAACG
Messenger RNA from Ceratitis capitata (Mediterranean fruit fly), 740 nucleotides. RefSeq lists its product as uncharacterized. Lineage: Eukaryota; Metazoa; Arthropoda; Insecta; Diptera; Tephritidae. The transcript has 3 exons. The record is from RefSeq and is a predicted model, not a curated record. Bases 23 to 337 code for a protein of 104 amino acids.